Oryza sativa Japonica Group (Japanese rice) is the source of this 2659-nucleotide messenger RNA. Lineage: Eukaryota; Viridiplantae; Streptophyta; Magnoliopsida; Poales; Poaceae. The record is from RefSeq and is a predicted model, not a curated record.
GGAGAUAAGAUGUACAGAUCAUAGCAGUUUCGCUGUCUCUGAAUAUUCUUAUAUAGCUAACUAGAAAAAGCCUAGGAGGAGAAGUGGUCUCAUGGUUUUCUUAAUUGUGCAUCGCAUGUCACCAGCUGAACAAUGUUACGAGUAAUUACAUAAUGAAUUAUGAAAAAGAAAGGCUCGUGGAAGUCAACUUGUAGCUGCUCUGGGCAUCUUUCGUAUGCAUAUAAAAACUAUGAACAACUGAUUAUCUCAAUUCUCAAGGACUAACAUCAAGUUAGACAUAUCGAAGUUUUGAAGGGCUGGAUCAGAUUCAGUCUCUAUUGCACAAUGUCAACUUCACAGUUUGCUUAAAGGAAACGCUCUCUUGCAUGCUGUUUUUCGCUGUGUUCGUUGGAAUGGUAAUUUUUUUCUCUCAUGAUGCUGUUGUUAUUGGCUUAUUGCAGACAAGCAGAGGCUACGAAUAAUGUCAAACUGUCAAUUGCCAAGCACUCAACCUAACUAGCUGUUCCUUAGCCCUUGACUUAUCUCUCUCUUUGUCGCCCACAAACUUAUCAUCUUUGAGAAACUCUUCACACGCCAUUGCAGCUUGCUUCCUUUUGUUAAGCGGAAUCCUGGGCGAUGAAAGUGACUGCGGACUAAUUACUUUUAGCAAAGGUUGUCAACUAUGCUCGGUCUCUCCGUGCCUGCUGGAGCACGACGCAUGUACAGUUAACGGGCUAGGAAUAACACAGCCCAUUUAGAUAUGGGUCGUCUAGCCAUGUCGUGUUUGGGCUGCUAUCCGGGCCAACGUGCCAACACGACAACGACAAGCGCAUGUAACGACUAGCGACGACUCAGCACGACAUCGCCUAGAAAAGGCACGACACGGGCACGAUAGCGACCGGCGAUUACCGAAUAGCCGCCGGUCGAGCAACUGCCAACCAUGGUGGGCGCGACGUUAGGACUGCGCAGCAGCGUGGUGGCGGCGGCGACCCCAUUGACGAGCUAUUCUGAUUUCCUGUCGUGGGCUGUGUGCCUGUGUCGACUAGCACGGACCCCAAAGAGGUGGCUCCUGUCGCUCUCGCCGCCGUCCGUUAGCGUUAGCCCCCGCGAUGCCGCCCAAUUAGCCCCCAAGACGGCGACGAUGACCUCGAACAACGCCGCCGCCGUCGGAAUUUCCUCGAGCGCGUCCGGCAGCGUGGCGGAAGGAGUGCCUGCCGCCCGCCGCCCGCCGCGGUGGCGCCCAUGCUCGUCGACGCGGCGGAGCCCGUCGACCCCGUCUCGGUGCAGGCGGUGGCGGCGCACGUCCCUCCCGCCGCUGUGUCCGCCUUGCCCAUGGGCCAGUUCCACGACUAGCCGGGCUCAAACAGAACAUAGCACGGACGCAGCAUCCGACUACAAGUCGGAAAAGACGCGAGCCUAAGUCGAAUCGGAACUGUAAUUACUCUUUGAUUGGCCAUUAUUAAAAAAAUAGUUUGGGAUUAGAGGAGAUUAAACCCAAGUUAAAUUAUUAGUAGCUCAACGCUAUGAAGCGAAAGAGUUCGAUAGUAGCGCGUAAGGACGCAAAGAAGGUGCAGUCGUGGGCGACUGUCACGACGUCGCUCGCGAGGUUCAGGGAAGAGGUGGCUCCUGGCUUCUUGUCGCUCUCGCCGUCGUCCGUCAGCCCCGGCGACGCUGCCGCCCAAUUAGCCCCCCAGACGACGACGAUAACGACCUCGAACAGCGCCGCCGCCGUUGGAAAUUCCACGAGCGCAUCCGGUACCACGGCGGAAGUGUCCGCCGCGGGGGAGCCCAUGCUCAUCGACGCGGCUGCACCGAUUGCAGCGGAGCCCAUCGACGCCGUCCCGUUGCAGGCGGUGGCGGCGCACGUCCCUCGCGCCGCCGUGCCGCAAAGAGUAGAUGAUGACGAUGCCGCUCCCCCGCCGCCGGCGUGGAUACGCGGCGAGCUGCUGCCGCUACUAGGCCUACGCGGCGACCUGCCGCUGCACUUCAUCUGCAGGAAGCGAGUGGAGGCUUCCGACCUGUCGGCGCAGCAGAGCCGCUUCCUCAUCCCGCAAGCCGCCGCCAGCCUCCGCCUCUGUCCGCUCCUCUCAGCGGCGGAGCGCGAGGCCGCCAAGCUGGUGGAGGAGUUCUUGCACAAGAAAAAGAAAUCGCCAGAACCAAAGCCGAGGGAGAAGGGGGAGAAGAGCCCCGGGCUCGCCGUGCGCGUGGUCGUCUACCGUGCAUCCCCGCUCGACGUGAUGGCCAUGGAGUUGACCAGGAGGCUCUCCAAUUGCCACACCAUAAUCCGGCAAAAAGAAACCACAAGGCUCGUCGACCGCGGCGUCCAGGUGAAGGACGACGUCGCCGUGUGGGCGUUCCGGCCAGACCCCAACAGUGCUCUGCACUUCGUGAUCGCCAACACCGCCGCCCAGCAGCAGCAGCCACCGCCGGCAGCAGCACCGAACGCGUUGCCGCAAUAGCAAAAGCCAAAGCAUCGACGCAGCUCCAGAAGUGAUAAUCAGAAAGUAGCAUCAGCAAAGGUCAAGAUGAUAGAUACUAAUCUUAGAAAUCAGAACGGUGACCUGUUAGGUCUCAAGAAGAGUUACAAGGAAGACUGCACUUGGGCACAUAUAAUAACUCGGCUAUCAAAACAAAGCACAAAUCAUUCUUGUCUGACGAACACACGCGAACAUGUUAAAAA